Molecule: messenger RNA, 525 nt
Organism: Trichomonas vaginalis G3
Lineage: Eukaryota; Parabasalia; Trichomonadida; Trichomonadidae
Product: paraquat-inducible protein A family
Exons: 1
Coding region: 1-525 (174 amino acids)
Molecular function (GO): lipid binding
Source: RefSeq, a predicted model, not a curated record
AUGUUUCCAAUCUUAUUCACCUAUGUUGCAUCAGUUGAUUUUGAAAAUAUUUGUGAUCUCAAGUGUUUCAUACAAUCAAUGGUUUUUCCCCUUGACGAUGUUUCAAUUGGUGGUGGUAUUGGAGCUCGAGAUAUGAAAUUAUAUUCUGUUUCUAUCAAUGAUUUCUCAUUCGAAGAAGAUCCAACAAGUGAUUUAAAUUUUUUUAAAGUGGCAGUUAAAUGCGACGCAACAUUGUCUGGAACUUAUUAUGAUUUAUUGAGUUCUGGCUAUAUUACUGCAAUAGCAACUGGCUGUACAUUCACACUCGGGAUGUAUUUUAUUAGAGACUCUGAUGGGUUCGUUGAAGAAAUAAAAAUUGCACCUUAUCCAUAUUGUAACUAUCACAUUCAAGAUUUAGAUAUCAAAACAAAUCACAUAGGUUUGAAUAUAUUAAGACCAGUAAUUAGUGAUGUGAGAAAUUUAUUUCAAACUGCAAUUUGUAAUGAAAUUCAGAAACUUGGAACAAAUUUGACUGAAAUGAUUUAA